AUCGAACGUCGUUUCAUUGCGCCUUCCCCAACACUACCUCACCUGUUCGUUUACUUAGGUACUUACUUAGGUACAGAUUUAAACGAUGGAUCAGUCAAUACAGAGAACCUCUUCGCAAGGACAUGCGAGAACCAGAUCAGGGGCCAGACCUUCUCGCCCCAGGACCUCAACUAAAGGACCACUAGAUGUAGAUGACGCUCCUCGUGUAGCAUCUCCGGUGCUAUCACAAGCCAACCGAUUUAGUACCGGCCAGUUCAGUACCAGUCAGCAGGCCAGUUCGCGGACAAGCUCGCCUCGGAUUGGUUCACCCCGGAUUGGCACGCCCCGGAUGGGUACACCCCUGGCACGAUCUCCCGCGCCUAGGUCUCCCGCUCCGUUUGCGGGGCCGUUGGCAUCCAGGGACUUCUCCUUUCUCUUGAGGCCCGAGAUCUUUCACCAGCUCUCUCCCCUCUCAGUACCGGCCCCCUUUCGCAACCCAUCUAAGCAGCCCGCCCAAGAAACCCCCAUAUCAGAACUCUUGAACAAAGGCCACUUUCGCGCCGCCGCCAUCGCUGCUGUGCAGGCCCUAACUAGUAGCCCGGUUUCUGCCACUGCUGCUGCUGCACAUCCGCCCGUGGACCCCAAUGACCAUGCGCGUAUCUUCGAAUUACUGUACGUGCGACUCGCAUGCCUAUGUCUUAUUGAUGCCACCCCACUCGCUGCGCAGGAGGUCAAGGCUCUGGAGGACCUUAACUCGAACUUCUACCUAGACCCUGUUACCGGCGCGCAUCUGGUACCCUGGGAGCUGCGCGUCCUUGGCGUCCGACUCCAGGCGAUUGGUUUCGGCGAUCCGCGUCGCGCCGUCAUGAGCUAUUAUGAGCUAGCACGGGAGGCUCGCGCGCAUAUCACGAAGGCUACAGCGGCGCAUGAUCACUCUGCCGCCGAGAGUUGGAAGCGAAGGUUAGCGGAGAUGGGUGUCAAGGUGGCCGGCGUGCUUAUUGAAAUGGAUGAUUUGGCUGGCGCUGCUGAGCACCUGGCUACGUUAGAGGAUGGAGAUCAGCCAUAUCAAAUCGGCGGUGAUUGGACGCUACCGAUGAGUCGCGCUUUGCUAUGGUUGCAUCUAGGCGACGUCGAGGCAGCUCGACGGUCUGUGAGAGACGGAAAGGGCGGGGAAACAGGCGAGCAGAUUGUUGAUGCAUUAGCGGAUAUGGCCGAUGGUGAGUAUGGAUCUGCGCUGGAGAAGUGGAAGGCAUUGAAAGCCGGUAUGGACGAGAAAGGCGUACAUGACGAGAUGGUGGGGGUAAACUUGGCCGUGUGCCUCCUAUACACGGGGAAUAUGACUGAGGCGAGGGAAUCGCUGGAAGGUCUUGUCGAUGCUGGUCAAUCGUCACAUACGCUUCUAUUCAACCUCACAACUAUGUACGAGCUUUGCACCGACAGACACAAGAAUCUCAAGGCUCAACUGGCGGAGCGGGUUUCUUCCAAGCCGCCAACGGCGCAGGGGUGGGAGAAGACGAAUGCGGAUUUUAAGUUGUAACAGUAACAAUGCAUGGCGCAUUUUGUGUGAUGCUGACAGGUUUUGGUUUGGUGCAACUCGUUGCGUGAAUCGGGAUUGGUUUUAUUUUUAGAACCGCCUACUACAUAGGUAGGUCCCUACCUGGGUAUGUAGGCAUGUUUACAUCUUUCGGGCUGGUUAUAUUACUAGCGGUUCCUUCUUUUAUCCUUCUGAUAUCAUGUACUUCUAUUAUCGCUAGGUUAGAAUGCUGCGUGCCUUGAAUAUUUAGAUAUCGAUUCCCCUA
This is a messenger RNA of Hypoxylon fragiforme, 1778 nucleotides long. RefSeq lists its product as uncharacterized. Gene Ontology annotation, cellular component: Golgi apparatus; TRAPP complex. The transcript is spliced from 4 exons. Bases 86 to 1516 code for a protein of 476 amino acids. The record is from RefSeq and is a predicted model, not a curated record. Gene Ontology annotation, molecular function: protein binding. Lineage: Eukaryota; Fungi; Ascomycota; Sordariomycetes; Xylariales; Hypoxylaceae.